Messenger RNA from Linepithema humile (Argentine ant), 7087 nucleotides. It is a transcript of the gene GABA-B-R2, whose product is annotated as gamma-aminobutyric acid type B receptor subunit 2. NCBI's taxonomy places the organism in Eukaryota, Metazoa, Arthropoda, Insecta, Hymenoptera, Formicidae. Gene Ontology annotation, cellular component: G protein-coupled receptor heterodimeric complex; membrane. The record is from RefSeq and is a predicted model, not a curated record. Gene Ontology annotation, molecular function: G protein-coupled GABA receptor activity. Gene Ontology annotation, biological process: G protein-coupled receptor signaling pathway; gamma-aminobutyric acid signaling pathway.
CAUCGGCUGGCGAACUGGCGAUAUUCGGAACGGCGGCGCGCGAGAUACGUGGUAUGACAAUUCGGCGCGUGGCAGGUGUGCGGGAUAAUCGCCGGCGGUGCUAUCGCGAUCAAUUCCUUCCCGGGAAUAGCGGAGGCUCUUCUUCGCGCCUCUUCGUCGUUCACGGGGGCAAUUACCGGGAUCGGCACGGCACGCGAGAACGCAGAACGCAAGAAGAGGAAUCAAGAGCAAUUACGAAUCGAUAGAUGCAACUGAGAGGCGUUAGUCGCGAUGGAGCACAAUCGACGUUAGUGUGAUCGCCUGGAAUGAAGCAGUGAGAUAAAGGCUCGCGCGCGGAAUUAGCGGAAUGCAACGUUUAUAAUGAGAGACUGUCUUGGCAAUAGCGCGAACUAACAACGCGCCCGAUACAAAAUAUCGGCAAUUCCUUCCGCUGUCGUGCUCGUAUCGGAUGCCAGGCCUACAAAACUCAGGUUUCCGACCUGUUUGUUUAACCGGUUUCAGUCAGCGAAGACGACCGGCGAUCGGCUUAUCUGAUUUGACAGACGAAUGUUGUUGUAAUUAAAAAUAUAUUUAUCUAAGUCGACUUCGUAUUGACUCGGAUGUAUGAUUAUCACUUUGAAUAAUUAUGCUUGGAAUCGGUAUCGGACGAUUCGGUGUUCCAUUCGGAUUUUCUACGACAACAAUCGCGAUCGUGUAAACGUGUUCAACAAUACCGAUCGACGCAACAUGCAACGCGCGUCACUUCGUUCCCGGGAACGGAGGCGAUCGUUGUAGUAAAUCGAUCGUGGGGAAAAUCACGCCGGUGUGUCGAGUAUCUGCUUCCGGUGUCGUUUGUCGUCAUGAGUACAAAAAUCGAAAGACGCGCGGCGACGAGCGUCACGUCGGGUUUAUCGGGCUCGCACCCGAUGACCCGGAAGAGCUCGAGAUGAAAACGCGCAUCGCGUCCGCAUCGCAGGAUGUCGUCGGGGCUGGCCGGAUGAAGGCGAAGAGAGAACGGGACGGGAUGAGGACGACCGGAUGGAUUUCUGCGGCGAUCGCCGGCGGAACGGCGAAUCGUUCGUUGGUGCUGUUGAUCGCGUGCUGCUGCUGCUGGCUGCUGAUCGGCCAGUGCGCCGGGCAGAAGCCGAUCAACCUCGGCAGCAGCAAAAAGCGCGACGUCUACAUUGCGGGCUUCUUCCCGUACGGCAUUCACGUGCCGGAGGGCCACAUCGGCCGUGGUGUCAUGCCCGCGGUGAAGCUCGCGGUGGAGCACAUCAACGAGCAUCCCACGAUACUCAGGGACUAUCGGCUACACAUGUGGUGGAACGACACGGAGUGCAGCGCCGCCGUCGGGAUGAAAGCGUUCUUCGACAUGAUGCACAACGGGCCGCACAAGGUGAUACUCUUCGGUGGUGCUUGCACACAAGUCACGGACCCGAUAGCGAAAGCUUCGAAACACUGGCGCCUUACGCAGCUCAGCUACGCGGACACCCAUCCUAUGUUCACAACCAAUAGCUUCCCGAAUUUCUUUAGAGUUGUGCCGUCUGAAAACGCUUUGAACGCACCGCGAGUAGCGUUGCUGGUGCAUUUCAACUGGACCCGGGUCGGCACGAUUUAUCAGAACGAGCCCAGAUACUCAUUGGUGCACAAUCGACUGGUGGCCGAUCUAGAUGAGAGCAAGAUGGAGGUCGUGGAGACACAGAGCUUCGCUACUGAAGUGACAACGGCCCUCGAGAAGCUCAAGGAGAGGGACGUGAGAAUACUCUUGGGAAAUUUCAACGAGGCGUGGGCCAGGCAGAUAUUCUGUGAGGCUUAUAAGUUCGGCUUGUACGGCAGAAAGUAUCAGUGGAUAAUCAUCGGGACUUACACUAGGGAGUGGUGGCUGCGCCCGGGCGGCGGAUGCGCCCCCUCCGAGUUGUCUGAGGCUCUCCACGGUGUCAUCCUGACGGAUCUGCUUCCGCUAACGACCGAGGAGCAGCACACCACGUCCGGAAUCACGCCGAACCAGUACCAAACCGAGUAUAACUCCAGACGAGGCGCCGAGUACUCCAGGUUUCACGGAUACACGUACGACGGUAUCUGGACGGUCGCGCUGGCUGUAAAACACGUCGCGCGCAGGAUACGACACAUCCGUCGUAACCAGACUAUAUCCGACUUUCGGUAUAGGGACGAAUUAUGGGAGAGGCUCUUCCUCGAUGCCCUGAGGAAUACAAGCUUCGACGGUGUCACGGGGCCGGUCCGCUUCUACGAUAACGAGAGGAAAGCGUACAUCCUCCUAAAACAAUUCCAAAACGGUCACGAGGUAAACGUAGGCGAAUACGAUAGCAUCACCGGCAUUCUGGAUUUAACCAGAGGCAAUGCCUCGCUGUGGGGCGGCAGAUCGCCGCCGAAAGACAGAACCGUUCGCAUCAUCGAGCACUCGACGGUGGACAUCACGUUGUACGCGGUGCUAGCCUCGGCCGCUAGCAGCGGUAUCGUCUUGGCGUCCAUUUUUCUCGCCAUCAAUAUCAGAUACAGAAAUCAAAGAUACAUCAAAAUGUCAUCGCCCCACCUGAACAACCUCAUCAUCAUCGGCUGUAUGCUGACCUACAGCAGCGUUAUCUUCCUCGGACUAGACUCGCAAUUAUCGAGCGUGGCGGCGUUCCCGUAUAUCUGCACGGCUAGAGCGUGGCUGCUGAUGGCCGGUUUCUCGUUGGCCUUCGGCUCCAUGUUCUCGAAAACGUGGCGCGUGCACUCCAUAUUCACCGAUGUGAAGCUCAAUAAGAAGGUAAUAAAAGAUUACCAAUUGUUCAUGGUGGUCGGGAUAUUGUUAGCCGUCGAUCUCACGAUCAUGACGACGUGGCAAGUGGCCGAUCCAUUCUAUCGGGCUAUCAAACAAAUGGAGCCCUAUCAUCACCCUUCCAGCGAGGAUAUAAUCAUUAUCCCGGAAAACGAGUAUUGUCAGAGCAAUCAAAUGAAUAUUUAUCUGAUUUGCAUAUAUUCAUACAAGGGCCUUUUAAUGAUAUUCGGUGCCUUUUUGGCAUGGGAAACGCGGCACGUUAGUAUACCGGCAUUAAAUGACAGUAAAUACGUGGGGAUGAGCGUCUACAAUGUUGUUAUAAUGUGCGUCACCGGUGCAGCUAUAAGCUUUGUGCUGACUGACAAACAGGACGCAAUGUUCAUAAUGUUGGCGGUGUUCAUUAUAUUUUGUAGUACAGCUACUCUUUGUCUGGUUUUUAUUCCUAAGGUAAUAGAAUUACGCAGAAAUCCACAGGGGGCGAUAAAUAAACGGACCAGGGCGACUCUGAGACCUAUGUUGAAAAUACGAAGAGACUCGACAGUCAGUGAACUCGAUGACCGCUUAAAGGAAGCGAAACUGGCGAAUAAAAAAUUCCGGAAGCAAUUGUUGCAAAAGGAUUCCGAGCUUCAGGGAUUUUUAAGAAGAAUGGGUGAAGAGACUGAGAUCGAAACACAAGAGACGAUCGACACGCUGCCGGUUCCAAAGCAGGAAGAGACCGUUAAAAAAGAAGGACCAUCGAUAACCACAGAGACGACUGAUGUUUCAAUGUCUAUGUACAGCUUGAAUUCAUCGACCGUUUCGCAACCGGAGGGUGAUUAUGUAAACGUGGAUCAAGUAGCAAAGAAGAGGGGAUCCAUCUCGAAAGCCACCUUCGACAACGAACGAAUGGCUGUGAUGGCUCAGGCGAUCGAAGAGAGCACUUCUCCGGUGGACACGCCAUCGUCACCGUUGCUGUCGCGAACGUCCACGGGUACGACGACGACGAUGACAACGAUGAUGAUGGCGGUAACAACUACGGCGACGACAACGACGACGACGACGACGAUGACGACGACGACGACGAUGACGACGACGACGACGACGCCGAUGACGACGACAACGAUGAUGACGACGACGACGGCGGCGGCGAAGUAUCACACGUGCGGCAUGGAAGUAUCGCGGCGCAAGAGCGGUGCCGGCGAGGCCGGCAAGGAGGGCGAGCCGUUGCUGAUGCGCAAUAGGGGUUCGAUGCCGUUGCCGAACGACGCUGUGACGACGCGCUACGAUUUUGUGCCGCCCGUCGUCGAGGAGGGUGAUUCCGUGAUCCUGGAGGAGACCGAGAUCGCGAGACACGUCUGUCACGUGAGGAGGCGGAGUAAGGACGAACGCAGGGCGAAGCUGUCGACACCGCCGCCGACGAAGAACGUCUCCUUCGGCGAGCUCCACGAGCAGAGCUACAUCGAGCAAGUGAUCAUGCCGUUUCCGUUGCAGUACGUGCCAAAUCAUCGGCAUAACGAGAAAUACGAGGAGUCUAUGUCGACGAUCAUCCAGCGUUCUAUGUCGGAGCGCUCGCGGGAGAAGUGCCUGCGGCUGCACAUCGGCGGCGGUCACCCCAUUGUCGAAUGCUCGCACCGUGUCGCACGUCGUAUGUGCCGGCACGCGGGCUCGAAACUGCGCCACCAGGCGCGGUUGGAGUACGUGCAGAGUACGCCGAACGUGGCGACGAUGCACAACGGCAAGCACGCGGUGGCGAAUCCGCGUGGCGGAACCGGCGACGUGAACGGUGGUUCCGCGGUGAACGUCUCGAAGAUGUACAGUGCCGUAUCGGACGGUGAACUGCUGGAUCUCACGAUCCUGCCAAUUUUUCAGAAGCUCCUCACCGAGCGGCACAAGAGCACUGCCAGGCGGGGCUAUCGCUCGAAUAUAGCUAGUUGCCCGAAUAUAUCCAUCAAAUGCGAUAUCGUCGAAUAUCUCUAACGGCCAGCCAACGAUCUGAUUCUCCUCAUCGCAUUGACACGCGCAUCGCGAACUUGCGUUUCUCGUCACGGACUCACAAUCGGUAGGUGCGUUAAAUCGAUUGUUUCAGUUAAUUAGUUGAUCGCGCGUUCGCAAGAAACGUCUUUUGCGGAUCGUUAAGCAUCUCGAGCGAGCGGCCGGGGAGUUUUUAUCGUUAUCCGCAAUAAUUCAUCGUUAAAUUGAACAUAUUGGGACAUUUUGACAUUCCGUUGAUUCAUUUGUAAGAUUAAUGAUGAGCUAAAACCGUUAUCGCUGCCGGGUUAGUUAAUGCAUUAUUCGUUCCGUCUCGCGCGUCCUCGCUUUUCGUAUGUCUUUUCGUACGGUUUUUCGUACGGCACUCUUGAUAUCACAAUAAAGCGUAUAUAAAAAAACGAGAAUAAAAAAAAAAUUGAUAAUACAACACUCUAGUAACAAUACCUAAUGCUCGAAUCGCUCUCGUCGAUAUGCGAGACAAGCAACAGCCGACGAAUAAAGGUAAGAUUUUUUCUAUAGCACACGGAAUAUUUUCUAAUGACGACGACUCUUUAAGCGUAAGAAUACAAAACAGAGAAGAUGAAUUCGAAAGUUCAAGUGAAUUCUCUCGUGUGAGUACGAAAACUCAAUAUCACCGAAAUUUCAAAUUUCUCUGUUCAUCUCACUUGUCGUUGUUUGGUUCUAGACGUAAAGCGAACUAAAUAUACGGAUUUGCGCGCGGUACUAUCGAGCACACUUAUGUUAGUUACUUGAACGUCAGUCAAUAGAUCUUGUAUCUCAUUAGUGACGCAGCAUAUUACGCGAUAUAUAACAAACACUGCGAGGAAGUAAACAGGAAUAAACUUCGUAUAUAUCCGUGAUAUAACAUACAUUUUCGGGGAUGAAGUCGGGAAGGAGGAGAGGAAAUGGGAGUUGUCUAUGUAAUCGAUAUAGCGAAUCGGAGAGAAGAAGGUGGGGAUGGAGACCCUAGCAGCGAACAAAUAUUGUUUAAAUAUUUCUUAGUACGAUCGAAGAAUAUUUUUGUGACACGACUUUAAGACAUUAAACUAGUUCUAGAGAUAAUGCGGUAUUAAUUAAUGAAUAUACCUUCGAAAUAUUUACAAGACAAAGUUACAAGAAAGAAAAAAAAAAAUAAAUAAAUAAUAAAGAUAUUUGUUAGCCGCGGCAAAUCAGAAAGUAGAUUUAACUGUUGACUGUUAUAGCUAUUUCCACCUUGUAAAGGAGAGUUUUCAUAACGAACGCUUCCGAGGAAAAAAAAAAUAUGAAGCGGUCGCCAUCGGCUAACAAGUGUUUUUCAUAGAGAGAACAUACAUAUAUCUAUAAGAAACGUUGUUGUUAAGGCAAGGAUAUCGAGAACAUGUGUUAAUUAGGAACAUGUCCGUUCUCUUCUUCGGGCGCCCGUUUUUACGUGGAUCGCCAAAUCUCAGGCCGGAAGACGGCAGAAAAAGCCGGUACUUUACAAAUACUAAGAGUAAGUUUUCCCUCGCGUACAUUUCUAAAAUGAAUAACUAUGUGUUUGUAAAUAUAUGUUACAAAGUAAUAUAGUCAUUGAAUAUUUCCUACAACACCUAACUCGGCGUAUUUAGCCAAUUCUAGGAGAUAUGUAAUUAUGUUUACCAGAUAUAUUUCGUUCUCCGCUAGGGUGCUGUGUUCAAGAUACCUCGGGAAGUGCGGCGGAGCGUAUUUAUAAAUGCCUUCGGAUAUAUCUCUAGAACUGAUAAUUAUCGAAUCGAAUCGAAUCAAUGCAUGCAUUGUCAAUUGCCCAUAUCCUUUCGUUCACUAGAAAGUAUAUAUAAACAACAAGUUGCGACACAGAUGAAUUCGCGACGAGGGAAUCAUCGCGCGGAAUUGAAUAGGAAAUCUUUUUUGGUCCUGAAACGGGGUCAGAUCGCAUCAGCGGACAUAAAUGCGUGGUUGAGAGAUAAAAUGGAUAUCAUUUUUCCGCGGAGUGAAAUUUUGUUAUUCCAACUUUUAAGUGGAGUUAUUAAAAGUAAAGCCUUAAGCAUUUCUGUAAGAGAUUCCUAAGUUUCCUAAGUUGUGCGAUUUCAGAAGUAAAACAAAACGGCUCAUCCAACAUUACUUAUGACGUGUAUUCAUGACCAAAGUUAAAGAAGUCUAAGAAGAAAAAGAUAAAAAGAAAAAGAUGAAAUCCCUUUUUAUUUUUUCAACGUGUCUCGCGCAGUUACUUUUUCUCGUGUAACAGUAUCCCGUUUUACAAAGACGGAAGUUUGUCGUGCCAUUCGCGAUUAAAUUUAGAGAUACAACGAUUUCAAGUUUUGUCAAGGGCAACAUUGCGAGUUUUCAACAGCGUGUCUUGCGUCGUUUAAAAUUUUUAGCGCAAGCUAAAGAGAAAAAAAAAAA